AUGACAUGCAGCCUAUGUGGUGUUCAAGGGCAUAACAAGAGAGGUUGCAAGAAUGUACCUACAGAGACUGUGCGCAUGGGUGCAAGUGAGUCAACUAGUAGCCGUGCACAGAAUGUACCUACUGUACCCAUGCACCAUAGAGGUGUAGGUGUAUACACCUACCCAAGUGGCUACCAAAGAGUUGCUACUCUCCAACCACAGCAGCCACCACAGCAACAGCAGCCACCACAACAGCCACCACAGCAACAACAGCCACCACAGCAACAGCAGCCACCACAGCAGCCACCUACUCAACCCCUCAAUCACACAAUCCCACAAAGAAGAGUAGCAUGUUAUUCAGAUUAUGAGGGUGAGCAGACCAUAUAUUCAUUCAGUCAAGAAUACUCAUUUAGCCAGUCACAACCAGGGGUUCACAAGCUUCACAAACAAUAA
Messenger RNA from Beta vulgaris subsp. vulgaris (sugar beet), 432 nucleotides. RefSeq lists its product as uncharacterized. The transcript has a single exon. The coding region runs from base 1 to 432 and encodes 143 amino acids. The record is from RefSeq and is a predicted model, not a curated record. Lineage: Eukaryota; Viridiplantae; Streptophyta; Magnoliopsida; Caryophyllales; Amaranthaceae.